UUCUACAUUCCACCAAAGUGGGAAGGACAGCUAAAAAACAGGAGACUGCAAUUUAGGAAGGAGAUAAGAUGUCCUCUUCGACUAGUGAGGAGCAACUUGAAGGCUCUGUUGAAGGCCGUGGCUCUUCGACGCUUUCUCCUGCCCGACUUGUCGGCGACCAAGUGACAGAGCUAACAAAACAUACUAUCCUGCAUGCAGCCAUGAUACUAGCUCCACGUAGCAGUGUAAAGCUACCCUCUGGAUCUCACCGUAUAGAGCAGUUUUGUCAGGAAUUACUCACUGCAUUGAAUACACACAAGAAACCUGUUACUAAAAAGAAGAAGCAGCCAGUAGCAAGCUUACCAGUCACAGAACUUGUGCCGAGUCUCGAGGUACUCAAUUUCUACGAGGGCGUGUCUUCGUUUGAGGAAUUCACGGCAGUCGUUUGUCAGAGUAUCAUAACGCUGAUGGAUACUGAGUUCGAUCAGUCAAAAUUACAGUCGCUCUGUUGGGAGUAUUACUCUGAAUACUUUAAGGCCGAAAUUGCUUACCCUAAAUGGUUCUCCCAGACAGACCUCUAUAACUUAUGGCUCAUAUUCUGCUCCCAUCUCUCCACCCUUAGCACUCUCCUUGAUCCUGAUAUACUCAACGAUAUCUUGAGAAUGUUUGUCGCCAAGGCCGGGUUCACCUGGAACGAGUCCUUCCAGCAGGGAAACCACACUAACCUCGACUUCAUCAAGUUUCUCAGCACGCUGGUCGACUGCUUCUCAAGCAUUUAUGUAGACUCUCGUGUAAUAUCUGAGAUCAUUGUUGAUAUGAAGGAUGAAGUGGUCAAUGGCGUACUUAGGAAAGGCUACCUGUUCAAGAAAGGUCACCAGGUCAAGAACUGGAAGAGAAGGUUCUUUAUUUUGACGAGAAACUCACUCACGUACUACGAAUCAAGAGAAAAGAUGAUUGUGAAAGGUAGUCUGGCAAUAAAUGAAAGUACCCACACUGAAGUUUUAGAAGAAAAAGGAGAGAAGAGACACAAGUUCCUAGUCACGUGUGGCUCAUCUGGUACCGAGUACAUAAUGUGUGCCGAUGACAGCAAGACGAGGAACGAAUGGCUACUUGACAUAGCAAAAGCAAUUCAGUUAGAGAAAGCAUUCGUCCGUAGCACAGAGUCAGAGAUUAAUAACUCCAUAGCAACAUUCUAUCAAUUAAAGUACGGAACUUCAGAGCCAAACCUCUCCAGAUUGGACAGCACAAUACGUCACGCCACCAUGAGCAGCUCCUCAAGAACUCACCUCAGAAUAAAGAAGAUAUCGGAAGCAGGGAUAGCAGGGAAUGAGGACUCAUUGCUAAGAGGUAGAGACUCUGAGACAAACUUAAGCUCCAGCUCUAAUCCUCGUCUACUUGAAGAGGGAGGAGAGAGCCCUGGCUUGAGCGGAAAAGAUGGCGAUGAUUUUUACGAAGAGAUGAGUGGUGUAGGUGGCGGAAUUGAAGAAGCAGCUGAAGACAGUGAUUUAGACGAUGGGGCAUACACUUUCAUGUUCCAUGGUAGCCCGGGAAAGACUGCGGCUGCCUCAAGUAAAGAAAAUGAGAAAGAAAUCCUCCAGUCGGAUGCAAUGAAGAGAGCUAUACAGUUAUCACUGAGUGUGACUAGUAUGGAGACGUCACCGGUGAAAUCACCUCAUAAAGAAGCCAUUACCAUUGGCAAUGUGAAGGAGCAAACUGUCAUUAAUGAAGAAAAUGAGGAAGAAGACAACGGUAGCAGUGCUGCUGUGUAUCAAAGAGAUCCUACAGUUUAUGUGGACCUAGAAGCUAAUGGUAUCACUUCUAGUGGAAAAAGUAUGGAAGAGAGUAGUGAUUCACAUUUGGAAUGGGUAGAACCUCCAGUACCUUCAAGGCGUCACAAAAACCUCGGCCAAGCCACAUCGCUCCCUCCUCUCUCUACCACAAACUCAGUCAGAAAAGAGAGCGAUGAGGUAUACUUACCAAUACUGCCCAACAUGAGUCCUCAGCAAAGAUUACCUCCACCAGUAUCACCAAGGAAAAGUCUUGCGUUAAUAGACAAGGUCACCACACCCCCAACCACACCCAGCAGAACAGACGAUAGUGACAUAUAUUAUAUACUACCUCCAACUGUACCUCCCCACAGAACUAAAGGCAAUAACUGAGUGAUGAAUUAUAAUUAUUUCUUGUAUUGCACAAUACAAUUCAUAAAACCAAUUUUUGUUUCUGUUUAUUAUUAUUAUUAUUAUUAUUAUUAUUAUGAAAAUUAAUU
Molecule: messenger RNA, 2245 nt
Organism: Amphimedon queenslandica
Lineage: Eukaryota; Metazoa; Porifera; Demospongiae; Haplosclerida; Niphatidae
Exons: 8
Coding region: 69-2138 (689 amino acids)
Source: RefSeq, a predicted model, not a curated record